Oreochromis aureus is the source of this 984-nucleotide messenger RNA. RefSeq names its product epithelial membrane protein 3-like. The record is from RefSeq and is a predicted model, not a curated record. NCBI's taxonomy places the organism in Eukaryota, Metazoa, Chordata, Actinopteri, Cichliformes, Cichlidae. The transcript is spliced from 5 exons. Gene Ontology annotation, cellular component: plasma membrane. Bases 136 to 621 code for a protein of 161 amino acids.
AAAAUAAAGGGGGUGUGGCUAAGCGAGAAAAGAGUGGACCACCAAGAGGGGCUACUAUAGUGUAGAGCGGGGAAGCUGCUGCUAAGCUGCUGAGAUCUAGUUCAAGUGAAUAAGCCACAUCCAGGGUAAUUAAAAAUGCCGUACCUGCUGAUGUUUGUCACCCUGCUGCAUCUCAUCACGCUGGCAAUACUGAUUAUUGCAACCAUGGAGAAGUCUUGGUGGGUGUGGGAAGGGAUGGAAAACUCAGACCUAUGGCACAGCUGCAGGUAUGACAACUCCACAGAAAGCUGGCUGUGUUCACCCAACACUGAAACUCAAUGGCUCCAGGCAGUGCAGGUCUUAAUGGUUCUCUCGGUGGUCUUCUCAUCGGUCUCCUUCCUGGUGUUCCUGGGUCUGCUGUUCACCAUGUCUAGGGGCGGUCUCUUCUACUUCACUGGACUGUGUCAAAUCUUUGGAGGCCUGACAGCCUUUUCUGCAGCGCUCAUCUACGCAAUACACAACAAGGAAAUCCUUGAAAAGAAGCUGACAGGACACUUUGGCUACUGCUUCAUCCUGGCUUGGGUGUGUGUCCCAUUGUUGCUGUGUAGCGGCGUCUUAUACAUCCAUCUGCGCAAGAAGUAGUGAUCUAAAAAAGGAACACAAUGUCAACCCCAUCUAUUGUUGGAAAGAGGCACGUGCCUAUGUUAUGUUUCUUAAAAUGUUGCUGAUGUUUUUAUUUGUGUAGACAUGUAUGCUGAGAGGAAAAAAAAAACUUAGGAUAUAAAAGGUUUAAUGCUUGCCUAUUUUGAGACAUUUUCACUGCAAAAAGUAUUUUGUUAUUCACUGUUACUGUUCACUGUCAUGUGCCAACCACAUAAAGUAAUCCAUAAGUAAGUGACACUGGCCUUAUUAAGAGACAUUUGAAUUUCUUUUAAUUUGCCUAUUCCCCUAAUAUUUUUUAUGUAUAAAUAUAUAUUCUUAAUAAAUAUCGGACAAAACCACAAA